CUUCGAGGUCGACGACGAUCAGCAGCGUGGAGCGAUAUUCUGCCGAUAUACACCUUAGAUAUUCGUUUGCAAUUCUCGAAAGCUCAGCUUCGACAUUUUCACGCGUUCAUAACUUCUCUCCUCGUUGUCAAACGCGCCACUGUACCAGGUUCAUCGAGGAUAUCGCGCACUAAGUCUUUGUAUACCUACCGCUGUGCUCAGCACCAGUACUGCUCACAGUCGUCGCCACCAUGGCCGCCGGCGAUCCCUACCAUGUUGUUCUCCGCAUCCGCUACAAAGGUCUCAAGAUGCUGAAGAUCAGGGACUGCCCGACACACAACUCUGUGCGCGGAAGGGACCAGAUGUCGGAGCUAAAGAACAUGCUGAGGAAGGAUAUGGAUAGUACUUCGUUGAGGUUGGGCAGCUCGCUGCCGAAGAAGGAUAAAAUCUUUUUGAGUGGCGAUUUUGGGGAUGCUGUGGAGGCGCAUUAUGAGACACAAAAAGGGAAUUGUAUGGUCAUCGCGUUGCAGCGCGGUAUUGGCAGCAUGGACGCGAAGAAACUGGAGAAACUAUCUAUAAUCUCAGUCGAACUCUUCGAAAUCAAAUGCACUCGCUCCGGUUCCGAACUUCCCCUCGACCCGCGCGAUGUCCCGACCUUUAGCUCCUACAACGGCAUCCCUCCACCCGUCGAAGUUUUCAAACCUCGUCAGACAGGCUCCUACGCUACUUAUCCUUACGCACGCGUAUCCUCCACAUCCAAGUCUUCACCCUCUGAUCAAUCUCCUUCGGUAGCAAAAGACGAGAAGGAUAAGAACGGGAAAAGUACGCCAACCCCGACUGGACCAGAUCUGAGCAGAGCCGUCACCAAUGCACCGACGGGCCCUAGAUCGAACGCGUUGGGCGUUUCGUUCUUCUUCGAUCAGCCUAAGCUUGCAUUCGCCGGUAAUGCGACUAGUACGACGGCGGCGACGAGUAAGGACGUGGAGGGAAAGACGGUCAAGCAGGCGAAAGAGCCGUUUGUUCUGGCUUUGAAGAAGGACGCGAAGGCUCUUGGUGUCGUGGAGGAACCGAACACGCAUGUGCACGCGACGUCGAAGGUUCCCACUGUGGUUCCUGUUUCGACUUCAUCCACUCCGUUUGAACAGCAAUAUCCGAAUGCGACCUCUGAUCCUCGUAAACGCGUCAAACUAUGUAUCAGCAUGACCACCAACCCCCCAGAAUCGGAUCCCUCUUCAUCGCAGGAAACGCAAUUCCGAGCACAUUCACCUUCCACGUCGUCUUCUUCACAGUCGCAGGGUACCGCCGAAACUUCGCCUCCGCCACAAUCUGAGAAUUCGAACGACGCUGGAAAAACCGACGGCGCCACCCGGUCACAUCAUGUUUUUGGUGUGGCGUCGUACGUCCCCUCUGCGACUUUCUCCUCCAAGGCAUCUUCAUCACAAACCCCUUCGUCUUCCUCCUCAAACAUCACUCUCGCUCCUCCACCCUCCACCGGUCCUCCAUCUUCUACUCUCACAGCAUCAUCCGCUUCGAUCUCCACCGUCCCACUCCCGUCCACGUCCAACCCCUCCUCUCAAUGGGCUCCAAAAUUCAAGAAACCGCGCCCAAAUCUCGACCCAAUUGCGGAAGUCGCAGGUCGAGCGAGCGAGCGAGCGGGGCCUGAGGAAUUGUUGGGGAUGAUUGGGAGGUUCAGGAAGCAGCAUGAGUCGAACUCUGCAGAUGCGACUCUGUCACGGAAUAGUAACUUCGUUCUUGUGGGCCGAAGGCCGGAUUCACGUUCAACGCGUUCGAGUGAAGGAUCGGAACUGCGUCAAACGCGUACAGAGCCACACGCGUCGUCGUCUACGCCUGCACCACUUGAUCACGAGCACCCCAUCGUCUCCGACCGAGAUUGUGUACAAGCCGAGGACGAAGACCGACUUCAUCAGGAGGCCGGACACCCAUUAUCCAGGAUUUCAGAUAGUUGCCGUAUUCCGGACCAGGACGUUGUCGAUACCACCAAAGUCGAGGUUGAGGUUGAGGUCGCCGACGAGCAACAUCGGCGAAUGCGAGACGUGCGGGCACUUUUGGGGCGACUACCGCCUGAGCUGGAGGGUUUGCUUAGGGCAUAUUAUCGUGGGGAGGAUCAGCGAGGAGCGGAAGAUUGUGGUUCGUCGAGGUCACAACCGCAGCUCCAUUCGCCUUCGCCUUUGCGGCCACAGGAAAACCAGGAUGAAUGUGUUUGGGAAUCGGAGCGUCACACACUGAAACGGAAGGCGGCCCAAGCGGAGGAAGAAUGUGAGAGGUUAAGAGGAGAGGUCAAGAGGAGACGGAUGGAAAAUGACGAUGUGAGGAGGUUUGUCAGAAAGGUGAUGGAUGAGGAGGGAUUGUGUGGUCCUGGAGCUGGACUCGGGGCGAAAGAAAGUGGUCAAAAGCAAGUGAUAGCACGGCCGAGGAAGAGAAUCAGGUCUGGGAGCGAGAAUGGAGAGGUCGUCGAAAUUGACGUAGAAGAUGAGGCCGUGCGCGAUGGGUUGUAUGGUGAUGUGGCUAUGGAAGACGGGGAGGUUGAUGAGGAAAAUAAUGAUGAUAAUGGCGACAUCAUGACUGACCUCAAAAUACUCCACUCAACCCUCACCUCCCUGCACACCUCCCUCUCCUUUGAAAAAUCAGCCCGCAGAGCGGCCCAAGUCCGUCUCAGAAGAACAGAAGACGCGCUGAAAGACGUGGAGAGGGAGUGUCGAGAGCCGUUUGUUGUCCCGGCAUUGUUGCAGGCUUUCUUGGGAGUCAGUAGGAUGACGGAUAGGGUUAUGGAGUGAUUUAAGCCUCGAUGGAUAUGCCGCCCGAGCUGACAGCUCAAGUCAGAGUAUGGGGAUAUGAGCCUGGGGGCAUUGAGAAGAGCGGUGUGGAGGGUGGCGGUGGCGCAAUCAAACACUGCCUGCGGACACGGACCACCGGGAUGGGAGGACUACUGUGGACUCGGACAUCGCCUCAGCUCGGUAUUGGACACCACAGCGGAGCUGAACCAUUUGGUAUCAGCAAGCAGAAGUAAAGGGGUUGUAAUGGACUCAUCUUGGAUUCAGCAGCUUCAGACAGACAUACGAUUCGGGGAAAGAGAGGCAGGAGGAGGCCGCUGAUCUAUUACUGACAGGUCUGCUUUGCAGCCUACCAUCAUCUUCUUUAUCAUCACAAGCGUUCGGUAUGUUAUAGCUAUGGCGCACCCACCAAUUUUAUUUAGAUGCAUUG
Messenger RNA from Stereum hirsutum FP-91666 SS1, 3201 nucleotides. RefSeq lists its product as uncharacterized. NCBI's taxonomy places the organism in Eukaryota, Fungi, Basidiomycota, Agaricomycetes, Russulales, Stereaceae. The coding region runs from base 231 to 2774 and encodes 847 amino acids. The transcript has 6 exons. The record is from RefSeq and is a predicted model, not a curated record.